Puntigrus tetrazona (Sumatra barb) is the source of this 3591-nucleotide messenger RNA. RefSeq lists its product as uncharacterized. The transcript is spliced from 16 exons. The record is from RefSeq and is a predicted model, not a curated record. Gene Ontology annotation, cellular component: apical plasma membrane; cell surface. Bases 1 to 3357 code for a protein of 1118 amino acids. NCBI's taxonomy places the organism in Eukaryota, Metazoa, Chordata, Actinopteri, Cypriniformes, Cyprinidae. Gene Ontology annotation, biological process: neutrophil migration.
AUGAGGUUUCUGAUCUCACUGUGUGUGUCUCUAUUGCUGCUGAUUAAUGCUUCCAGAUCUGAUCCGUGCUCUGAUUACACCAGUCUUGAUCAAUACUGGAGAAACAUAAGGCAAAUCUCAUACGGAUAUUAUCAAAAUGAUGACUCUCUUGUUGACUGGAGUGGCUGGUAUCGUCUGUAUCUGAAUGGAGAAAGCGCCCAGAUGUCUGAGUGGUGUGUGAACUACGUGACGUGUGGUGGUGAAACUGGACUGUAUCUCAACGACUCUCAUCCAACACUUGAGGACGGAGUGGUGACCCGUGAACUCUUGCAAAGUAAUUCAUUGUGGUGGAGGGACGACUGGGGCUCUCCUUUCGCUCAGUGUGGCGAAUACACAUCCCUUUCCAUCCAAGUCAAAGCCUGUCCAGGAGAUUAUUACGUCUAUGAAUUAAUCCAACCCAACAUAUCAUCCCCUGGACCAUCAUAUUGUGCAGUGUCUUUCAGCAGCAUCAGCAGUGAUCCCUGCUACAACUAUGAGUCUCUGGAUCGUCCCUGGAGAGCCAACAAUGAAAGUGAAGGGUGGAUUUGUGAUGAAUAUUUCUCCUGGAGCGGCUGGUACCGGCUUUUCUACUAUGGAAUGAACAUCCAGAUGUCAGAGACGUGUCUCAGUUCAUACAGCUGUAACGCAUACUAUAAUCUGUGGCUCAAUGGUCCUCAUCCUGAGAUAGAAGAUGGAGUGGUGAUCAGAGAAGUCUGUGGAGGGACCUAUUGGGGUGAAUGCUGUUCUUAUAAGACAAUCCCCAUCAGAGUGAAAGCGUGUCCAGGAAAUUACUAUGUUUAUGAACUUGUGAAUCCACAGUUUUGGUGUUCAGGAUACUGCACAGAUGUCAGCACCAUUUCAUGGCCGAUUUCCACUAUAAGUCCAGAUAUAAUCACUGGAUUCAACAUCACCUUGGAUUAUGAUCCGUGCGAUAACUACAACAUAUUAGACAACUACUGGAGAAGCACAUUCAAUUACUGGUCUAUGUAUGGAUUCAUCUCUGAUCAUGAUGACACUCGUGUUGAAUGGGACGGCUGGUAUCGACUCUUCAUUGAUGCAUCGAAUGCUCAGAUUCCUGACUGGUGUAUGUCCUACAUGUCAUGUGGAGGUUUUAGUUCUCUGUAUCUCGCUGGUUCUCAUCCUCUUCUGGAAGAUGGUGUUGUUACCCGUGAAAUUUACGGCUCUCACUAUGAUAAGUGCAGUUACUACACAUCUGAACCCAUCGAAGUCAAAGCCUGUCCUGGAGAUUAUUAUGUCUACAGAUUGACCAGACCAACUCUUUCAAUCCCAGUUCCUGUAUAUUGUGCAGUACCUUUCUUCACCCCAAGCGUUGAUCCUUGCUACAACUACACCAGUCUGGAUGAGCCUUGGAGGUCCACUGACAAUCCUUACUAUAAUAACUAUUACUAUAGCAUGUGUGAUUAUAAUGUGGAGUGGAAUGGCUGGUACAGGAUGUUCUACAAUGGUGAAAAUACUCAGAUGCCAGACUCAUGUGUUCAUCAGUACAUGUGUGGCACUUAUUACCCGCUGUGGCUCAAAGACCCUCAUCCACAGCUGGAAGAUGGAGUGGUCACCCGUGAGGUCUGUGUCUCCUCAUGGGGUGGCUGCUGUGCAUAUACAUCCCACCCUAUACGAGUCAAAGCCUGUCCUGGAGAUUACUAUGUUUAUGAGUUUGUCAAGCCAGCAUUUUGUGGAGAUUACUGUGUAGAACCCACAAGUCAGUCCAUCACAUCAGCGUCUCCAAUAACAGCGUCUCCAAUAACAGCGUCUCCAAAUCCACUCCCUCAAUCCAUUACUCCACCAGCCAUUGGUCCCUUCUUUGACCCUUGCUACAACUACAAUGUUCUGGACGAUUCAUGGAGAUCCACCAACAAUCAAUUUUCCUCUCAAGUAAUGUGUGACGCUUGGGUCAGCUGGAACGGCUGGUACCGUUUCUACAUUCAGGGUCAGAGCGUUCAGAUGCCAGACACAUGUGUUGAAGAGUUUAGCUGUGGUACUUAUGCUCCACUCUGGCUGAACGGAGGACAUCCAACAGUUGAGGAUGGAGUGGUCACUCGAGAUGUCUGCGGUCACUGGAGCAAUGACUGCUGCUUUUUCCAAUCCAAUCCCAUUAAAGUCAAAGCCUGUCCAGGAGAUUAUUAUGUCUAUGAGCUUGUGAGCCCAAGUACCUGCUAUUUAGCAUAUUGUGCAGACGCGUUGAACAUAAACAAUAACUACACUACGACAGGGACAACCACAACCACAGAAACCACAACGACUGUUCAUAGAAAUUCCUGUUCUGAACUCAGCUGCUCGGAGGAGGAAAAGUGUGGCAUGAAAGAUGGUGUUUAUGGCUGUUUUUGUGGAAAGGACCAUCACAGACGACAGCAACAUGUGUCUUUUGAUUUCACAGAAAGCUGUGAAAGCAGCUCUGGCUCCAUGUCUGUGUCUCGCUGUCAGCUCUUUGAGGCUGGUUUUCCAGCUGACAUCUUACACCUCAAUGAUCCCAGCUGCAGAGGAACGGUCCGGAACGGCAGUGUGGAAUUUCAUUUUGAUAACGAUGAACACAUUUGUGGUACUAGUCUUGUGGCCAACGGCACCCACUUCAUCUAUAGUAACUUUAUUCUGGGAACACCGAGGUCAGAAGGUCUCAUCAGUAGGCAGAAAAUCCUCAAGCUUCCUUUCAGCUGUGUUUAUCCUCAAACACAAUCACUUUCCAUGAAUGUGGAAAUCAACCCACUGGAGAGCAUUGUGCAUGAGACUUUUCCUGGUGAAGGGAGAUAUCAGGUUCGGAUGACUCCAUAUGAGGAUGAUGAGUUUACCCGGCCCUUCACUGGUAGAGUGGAUGCAGAGCUGGACCAGAAGAUGAAUGUGGAAGUUCGUGUUGAGGGGGUGGACAGCCGUCAGUUUGCUCUGGUGAUGGACACGUGUUGGGCUACACCUGUGAAUGAUCCUGAUUACAGUCUCCGCUGGGAUCUCAUCGUUAGAGAGUGUCCCAAUCCAAACGACGACACAGUGGAGCUGCUGCAGAACGGCGUCUCGACAUCCAGUCGUUUCUCCUUCAAGAUGUUCAUCUUCACUGCAAAUUCCGCUAAACUUUACCUGCACUGCGCUAUUCACCUUUGUCUUCUGUCGAGCGAUGGCUGCUCCCCGGACUGUAACUCUGAACAUCACUGGAGAGAGCACAGGUCUCUAGACUUCCACGACAGUGCUUCCAUAUCCAUGGGUCCUCUGAUGUUGUCUGAAGGAAACACAGAUAAGUUGGUUCCGGAGGACGGGAAUGCGUCUGAGGCUUCUUCUCUGUGUUCUUCUCUGAUGCUGUUACUUGUUCUUCUAAUGAGUGCCCUGGCCCUCUUGUAGUCACACACACAACAUGUUAUUCCUAUCAUCAUGGGGACUCUCCUUAAGUGCAAUGGUUUUUCUACUGUACAGCCUGUAUUAUCUAUCCCUUUCCCCUUCCCCUACCUCUCACACUAAACUUUAUGCUGUAUUCGAUUUUCAUACAAGUUAUUUCAGAAUGACUUAUAAGCUUAAAAAAUAACACACACACACACACACACACAUGCAAACAAAGAAAACAAAUAGAUUUUUAGU